AUGUUCUUCUACCUGCAAAGCGGGAAAAACAGUGUAGCAAAUGGUGAUAAAAGACAGCAGAAAUCAGGAAAUCUGGAUCGUUUGGAUGCUUUAUAUCACCACUGGAAAAGUUUAAGUUUAAAUUUUGAAAAACAAGCAGAAAAUUUCGAAAAACGGUUGAAAGAGGAAAGAGAUCGAACAGAUGCCGAAAUGCAAAAUGCGGUAGUUACAUAG
Molecule: messenger RNA, 213 nt
Organism: Brugia malayi
Lineage: Eukaryota; Metazoa; Nematoda; Chromadorea; Rhabditida; Onchocercidae
Gene: Bm278
Exons: 3
Coding region: 1-213 (70 amino acids)
Source: RefSeq, a predicted model, not a curated record